AUGCUCAUGUGCACCCUCCCGAUGCCCAGCACUCACCACGAGCAGAGCACAACAAUAGGUUCCAUCCUGAAAGCGUACGAAAGCGGCGUCGCACUUCCCCAAAGAAUCGUCCUUCGAUGCAACGGCGCCAUACUAGAAUCAAGUGACACCAUUUCGAAACUCAACAUCAACCUUGACAAAGUCAUUCUCAUCGAGGCAGUUGCCCAGACAAGUCCAAACUCUUCCGAUAGCAUCUUCCAGAGAGAACCACUUCACGCCCGUUCAAUCAACAAUGUGGUGAUGAGAACAGAAGCAAGCAUGGACCAGCAGGGCCCAGUGAAGCAAAUCUCUCUCUCAGAUAGAUUUACCCAUGCUCUGCCAUAUAAUUUGCAGCCACCACCCGGUGUUGACAAAAUUCGGCUUGUCAAUGUGAUGAACCUCAUUUGCAAAUAUGAAGGGACCGACAAAAAUGCUUUGAGUGAGCACUUACUCACUUACGGAGAGUUGAUGUUGCUUUUCACCAUGGUCGAUUUUGUGCAUGAGAAACUGGCUGAGCUUCGUGACCUACAAGGAUCGAACUUUAGAUCAUUUACCGCGAACGAUCGUCUACUCAUUUUGAAUCAGUGGCACCUUCUGACGCCUGAAUUAUGCCAAUGGUAUCAAAGACGAGCGGUGUUAUUCAUCGACUCCGCCAGCAUAGAGAAGGGGUUCGCCGAACAAGAAAUGAACCGUUUCAAAAGUGAGAAUGCUGGUUUCUAUGCGUUCUUCCUCUCGACCAAAAAUAAAUAUCAUGAACAAGCGAAGACGUACGGAUCAGACAAAGCUUUCUUGAUGGUGCAUUCGGAUUGGCGAGUAAUGAGCCACCGCAAGAUUGCAUAUUGGGUCCGAUGUGGUCGGAGCCUUCAAUACAUGCCAGUCACCGACUCAGACACUUUGCCCCAAACUCAGAACAUUCAGUCUGCAAACCCUUGUGAAGAAAAGACCAUGGAUAACUCCCAUUCAAAACGUUCCGAAUCGGAAAUGCCUCAACCCGACGAGCCCCAAGCAGAGCCCUCGGAACAAUUCAGUCUGCAACCCCUUUUCGCCAAUUGCACCCCAGAGCUUCUAGAAGCUGGAGUUAAACAUGGAGUCAACUUGCUAGAACGUCUGAAGGAACCCCUGCGCCGAGUCGACCCUGAUCUGGAGGCAGCCGAAUGGCUGAAGAUUAUUGAGAAUCUUCAGAAGCAAGCCGAGCAGCCAAAAACUAUCGUUGGUGUUGUUGGAAACACGGGUGCUGGAAAGUCGUCUGUAAUCAAUGCAAUGCUUGACGAGGAACGUCUUGUGCCGACUAACUGUAUGCGAGCAUGUACGGCGGUUGUUACGGAAAUCUCAUACAACUACGAAGACAUACCAUAUCGCGCAGAGAUUGAAUUCAUAACAGAGAAAGACUGGGAGAAGGAGCUGCAGGUCCUAUUCAGCGAUCUGUUGGAUAGUAAUGGAAAAGUCUCUCGCGAGGCAUCGAACCAAGACUCUGAAGCUGGUGUUGCAUACGCCAAGAUAAAGGCAGUCUAUCCCAAAUAUACGCACGAAAUGUUGACGAAGACUACUGCCGAGAAGUUAUUGAAACACCCUGCAGUUCAAAAGGUUCUUGGUGAAAAGAAAGAUAUUGCCGAUUCGAACCCAGCAGCGUUCUAUAAGCAUCUUCAGUCUUAUGUUGAUAGCAAAGAGAAGACAACCGGUGCGGAGAAGAAGCCAGCGCGGAACUCCACGGAAAUAGAGUAUUGGCCUCUGAUAAAAGUGGUCCGUAUCUACGUCAAAGCAGAAGCCUUAUCAACGGGCGCUGUGAUUGUCGACUUACCUGGAGUUCACGACUCAAAUGCUGCUCGUGCUCGUGUAGCCGAAGGCUAUAUGAAGCAAUGCACUGGAUUGUGGAUUGUAGCUCCAAUUACUCGGGCCGUUGAUGAUAAAGCCGCAGAGUCUCUUCUUGGGGAGACACUCAAGCGACAACUGAAGAUGGAUGGCGGGUUCGAUUCAGUCACAUUCAUAUGUAGCAAAACUGAUGACAUCAGCAUCCUCGAAGCGCAAGAGUCAUUGGGACUAGAGCAAGAAAUGGGUGGGCUCUGGGCUAAAUCUGACGAGUACAAUUUGGAAAAGCGGAAGCAUAAAAAACGACUUGAUGAGUUGAAGGAGACAAAGGAAGAAUACAAUGCAGUUGUGGAUGAAGUUGAUGAGCAAAUUGAGAUUUGGGAGGCCCUCAAGGAUGACAUUGAUGAUGGCAAAACAGUAUAUGCGCCACGGGACAAUGCAUCUUCCAAGAAACGAAAACGCGGUAGUAAGGGCAAGGAUCCACCACGGAAGAGGCAGCGUUCAUCAGACUCCGAUCUCGACAGUGAUUAUGCCAGCAAUGACGAUAAUGACGGGGCUGAAAGCGAAGGAGAUGAUUCUGAAUCCCAAGGGGAACCUCUUACCUCGGAAGCUAUUGAGGAGAAGCUUUCUGAAUUGAAGACAACGAAGAAAGAGGGUCGUCGCCACAGGCAAGAGAUUGAAGCCGAAAUGAAAGUUGUUCGGAAGCAAAUAGCGGGAAUCAAUGAAGAGGAUGCCAAGGUCAAAGCGGAAAUGAAUCACAUUGCAAUUUCUGGUCGAAACGAGUAUUCUCGAGGCGCCAUUCAGCAAGACUUCGCCAGUGGUAUUCGAGAGCUUGACCAUGAGCUUGCUGAAGAGACCGAUGCGUCGAACUUCAAUCCCGACGUCGAUAUUCGCGAUUACGACAGGGUUGCUCAGUCUCUACCUGUAUUCUGUGCCUCCUCUCGAGCAUAUCAAAAGCUUUCGGGUCGUUUCCAAAAGGAGGCAAACGUACCCGGAUUUCAAACCGUUGAGGAAACUGAAAUUCCUCAGCUUCAAGCUCAUUGUAAGAAGUUGACUGAAGCUAGUAGGGAGACAAACUCUCGUCGCUUCCUAAAUACGCUGGAUCAGCUCCUCAACUCUCUUCGACUCGUCACGUCUUCGGACGGGCUUCAAGUCACCGACAAGCAGAAGGCUGCUCGAGCCGCAAUCGUUGAGAGCACCUAUAAUCAGCUGGACAAGGAAAUUGUCCAGCAUAUCAAAAAAAUCUGUGAUCAAAUAGCUGAAGAGAUUAAAUCCGACAUAAUCGAGGCUUGUAACAAGGCAACUCCUACGGCAUCUGAAGCAGCCGUCGAUACGGUAUCACGGUGGGGCGCACCAGUCAAUCGUUUCAACCGUGCUGAAGGUGGAUUCCUCUGGGCUACUUACAAAGCCUUGUGCCGUCGUAAUGGUGUCUAUGCCAAUGCUCAAGGAGCCCAUGACUGGAAUGCCGAGUUGAUAGAACCUAUUAUGAAAGCUGUGGCUCCGGGCUGGGAAAAAGUAUUCUCGCGACGAGCUCAUACGAUCUUCAAUAACGCUGGAUCCGAAAGCGCAAAUCUUCUUAAAAACUUCCAUGAUACUGUUUAUAAGAAGAUUACCCAAGCUACCGGAUCGCUCGGCAGCCUUCAUAUGCUCACACAGCAAUUGCGCAUCUAUCAGCAAUCUAUCAAGGAUAUUUUCAACCAGCAAGUAUUGGAUAUGUCGAUGCAGUCGAGAGAUAUCAACCGCAUGUUUGAGCCGGUUGUUGUCGAAGCAAUGGUCCCUGCAUAUGCCAUUUGUGUGGAAGAGCGAGGUACUGGAAGCUUUAUGCGUAUGAAAGCCGCCAUGUUUUCCCAUGUGUCUAGCCACCGCACUUCUAUGUUUGAAAAGAGUGUGGAGGAAGUUCACGCAGCUCUUGACAGGAUGCGCGAAACAAUAGAGGAAGCUCUCCUUGCCAAAACCGAUACUACUCUUAUGUCGUUGAAACGUGACUAUAGGUCUGCAGUUGUCGGUAGCCAGUCAUCCGCUGGUGGUACUUUACCGAGAGAGAAACGCAGUGCACUUCAGGAGAUCUUACAGCAUAUCAAUGAUUGUGAGACAUCUUACAAGGAACUGACUCAGCCCGAGACCCAGGAGGACGUUUCGAAUGAAUUAACUGGCGAUGGCCAGGACAGACAGCCUUCACUAGAACCCAACGACGAUCCGGCUCUCGUCAAAAGAGAAAAGCAAAUAAGUGAACAGGCAGAAGAGAUGACGGCCGAAGCGUUACCAUCGCCCGCUGCAGCUACCUCCGUUAAACAAGAACAACCCGAUGUAGCUUAUUCGGAUAAUACCAAGAUGCCAAUUAAGCCCGAGCCAGAAGAUGAUGACAUGGCAGCUUCCCAACUCGAAGCCGACCUCUUUAAAUGGGACGCCUAA
Molecule: messenger RNA, 4236 nt
Organism: Talaromyces amestolkiae
Lineage: Eukaryota; Fungi; Ascomycota; Eurotiomycetes; Eurotiales; Trichocomaceae
Exons: 7
Coding region: 1-4236 (1411 amino acids)
Source: RefSeq, a predicted model, not a curated record